Messenger RNA from Paramuricea clavata, 5163 nucleotides. NCBI's taxonomy places the organism in Eukaryota, Metazoa, Cnidaria, Anthozoa, Malacalcyonacea, Plexauridae. The record is from the annotation of a GenBank genome assembly.
UUAUUUAUUUUGUGCAGGCAUUAAAGUUGAACUUCGAAGUGAAGGUUGUGAUGAUCCGAAAUUGGUUCAAGUUCAUUGCGGACGAGCUUACAUCAAAGUAAACGGAAGAGAUUAUGCAUCCAAACGUCGUGGACAUAAUCUCGUGAUUCUUGAUUUACAAACAGGUAGAAAUAGAAAUCUCUAGUAUACUGAUACAUUAAAGGAGGGUUGAUAAAUACCUUAUAACGGCAUCACCCACUGUAUAGACAUGAACUUGCGAUUUGAGCUUGACAACUGGCCUCUGUAGCUCAAUAGACAACUUGCAUGUUAGACUAAUUUUUGAUUUAGGUAAAAAAAAAGUAAAUUCCCGUAAAGACUUAUUAAAAAUAAGUAAAAUUGCAAAAUUUGGUUAUGAAAUGUAAGUUGUAAAAUACAAAAAAUAUAGCCUUGCGAAGUUUGCAUAUUUUCAGUAUGUUUGUUUUACGUGCGGAAAUUAUUACUAUUUUUGAGCCGAAAAUGGUAACAAUUUCCGCACAUAAUGCAAAUAUACUGAAAAUAUGCAAACUUCGCAAGGCUAUAUUUUCUGUAUUUUACAACAUUUCGCAACCCAAUUUUGCAAUUUCACUAAUUUCAUUAUUUUCUUUUUAACUGUUGUGAUUGAUUCCCUUCUCCUUUACUUAGAUUAAAAUUUAGUCUAACAUGCAAGUUGUCCGCUGGUUCGAGCACUGCACCAGAAUCGCAGGGCUGCUGGUUCGAUUCCUGUCAGAAGGUCUUAGGUCUACACAAGCCCUUCAACUGUUAGUUCCAUCGAGCGAGAUGCUGAAAAAAAGUCUUGAAAAUUUUAUAUCUUUAUGUGAACAUGUUAUGUUUUAUUAUGCAUAUUUAAACCUUUGAUGAGAAUCAACCGUGAGCUAUUCAAUAUUUCAUAAUUUUUCUCAUCGUGUAGGUCAUAUUGAACAUCAAGCUGCAUAUGAUACUUAUGGUUCAACAUAUCAAUCAGAACUAAUGGCAUGGAAGUUGAAUGGCUUGGUUCAUGUCAGACAAAAGUAAGAGGAUUUGGUGGCGCAAUCGUCAGAGCAACCGUGGGUUUAAUUCUCGUUCCGUACUCAAGUCAUUCACGUGAAAAGAGUCGGUCAACGCUCUACUGAAAGUCGUGGGAGUUUCUCCGAGUUCUCCGGUUUCCUCCCACAGGGAGAGUUGACAGGGUGGGUUGGGAUUAGCCCCCUAACUGACCCUUCCACCGUAGCUGUGCUCCUUGAUCAGACAUGAGUCAUAAGGUGGCUGCCAUGCAGAGGCACCCUUAUUUUUAUUUUAUUUAACAGUUUUAAUUUGGCACAUAGAUAACUUGACAAUAUUGUACAUAACUGUACAUAACUUACAUAGAUAGUUGCACAAUAUAGAGUAGUAACUAUAGAAGGUGCCAUACGUGGCGAAAUACAAACGAGACUAGGUCUCACCACUAGAUGAGAUAGUAGAAAGCCUUCGUCUCGAUUUUGCUCAUACGAUCUAAUUUUGUAGGAAAGUUAUUCUGAUUGCCGUUCAAGGCGAAGGAUCGUACAGAAUGACGUCAUCACUUGAGUCCGCGAUCGUUCGCGUGGGCGGAAGAAAACCAGUCAAACCUGCUUAUCGAGGAUCGUUUGCCUUGGUGGGAUACACAGGAACUGGCAGACCUUCAUGGAUACAGCAGGUUAUGAAACCGAGGCGCAUGGGACCUAGUCAGAUAAUGACAGUUAUUUCUUCAGGACCUGGUCCAGUAACCCCCAGACCUACACCACCUAGUCCCAGACCUACACCGCCUAGUUCCAGACCUCCUGUGGGUAAGUAGAACUCGUUUUUCAUUGGUGGUGAUGGUUGUGGUGUGAUUGUGGUGAUGAUGAUAAUGAUGAUUCGUGACAGUCAUUAACCAAUACUUCUUCUUGUUCCAGGUUCUUGUGGAGUUUCUGGUGUUACAGGUCGUGUGAUUGGUGGAACAAAUGCUGCCCCUGGAGCAUGGCCUUGGCAGGUACAGCUCGCCUGAAAACAUCUUCGUUUUGUAGUUCACAUAUUAAUAUCUUUCAUUUUCUUUCAAUGCAGAUUGCUUUAUUGAAAUCAGGAAGAUUUGGCUGCGGAGGAUCGUUGGUUUAUCCUGAUUGGGUUGUGACUGCUGGCCACUGUAUAGCAAGAUCCAGUAGGUGAGAAAAUCACUUUCUCAUAAAUAAAUUUUAUAUAUUUUGCUCCAUACAAACAAGAUUUCUGUGUGUGUUUAUAAUUUCACCUCAGUCGCAACAAGUGAGUAGAGUUCUUUUAGUCCACCAAUAGAGACCUUACGAUUUUAGGACGGCAACGCGACGGCCAAAACAAACUCCUUCAAAUAAAUGGCAGUAAAUAUAGUUCAUCGUAUGAAUUUAAUAGAGUCUUAGAAGUUGAAGACAUGGAUUUUAUGGUUGUUGGGAAGAGUUCUGCUAAACCCAGUUUGACGUUGCACUUGUUGUGGCUUGGAACGUAGCCGUUGUAUCAAGACGUGAAAAUCUGUGAUUUAGCGUCGUGAACAGAGCGAGGACAAUGACUAAAUUAUUCAUAUAUUGUAAUUACUCAAUUCCUUUCAAUGAUCUAUUGUAUUGGUAGCCGUUGCCGUCGCGUUGCCGUCCUAAAAUUGUAAGGUCUCUAAUACCAAACACCGCACGUUUUCUCCGAGAACUAUAUGGGUUAUCCUGUAGUAACAUCCAGUGAAGAUGGUCUUUACACAAAUAAAAAAUAAAUUGCUUUAAAACUGAAAUUCCUUUCUAGUGCUUCAUCCUACACGAUUCUUCUGGGCGCUCACAACAGAAAUUCUCCUCAAAGUCAUGAACAGCGUAUCAGAGCUAAGAAAGUGAUAGUUCACCCACAAUAUGGACGACCUGCACUUAACAAUGAUAUAGCUUUGAUCCAGCUUGAACGACCUGCAACUUUGACCAGCCGUAUUUCGACUGUUUGUUUACCAAGUCAUAACUUUGAUGUACCAUUGAAUUCUGAGUGUUAUAUUACUGGUAAGUUGUGAGGUGAUGACGGUGGUGGUACCACUGUUAGGACAGCGAUCUACCAUUGAAUUCUGAGUGUUAUAUUACUGGUAAGUUGUGAUGGUGAUGGUGGUACCAAUGUUAGGACAGUGAUGUACCAUUGAAUUUUGAGUGUUAUAUUACUAAGAAUAUAAGUUAUGAUGGUGAUUGUGACGGGGUGAUGUUAAGUCUGCUUUACACUAUCAAAGUUUCUGUGAUCACAGUAGGAAUUUUGCAUCAGUAAAUUCUAAGUUUUGAAGGAUUUGUAAGAAGGGAAGUGACUCAGUGUUGAACAUUAAGUCAGUUUCGCUCAAACAUUUCUUACAAAUCCUUCAAAACAUAGAAUUUGCCCAUGAAAAAUUUCUAUUGUGAUCACAGAAAACCAGUCCUUGGUGGCGAUGGUGGUGAUGAUGAUUGUGGAUAGUUGUGAUGAUCAUGAUGUUAAUGGUGAUGGUAAUGGUGAUGAUGGUGUGUUGAUGGUGAUGAUUAUUAUAAUGGCGAUAGUGGUGAUAGUGAUGAUGAUGAUAAUGGUUAUGGUUAUAGUUCUGGUAGUGUAGGUAGUAAUAUGUUGUUUGUGUGAUGUUACUCUGAGUGUAUAUCCACACCGGGCAGGCUUGAAAAAUAUGCCUGGCCACGGCGGGAUAGUAAUAGUUGUGAUUAAUUAUGAUGAUGGUAAUAUAAUAUUGAUGAUGAUAAUAAUAAUAAGCAAUAAUGAUGGUAAUGAUAAUCAUGAUGAUGGCGAUGAUAGUGAUAUUUGAUUUUCCCAGGUUGGGGUAAAAUCCGUCACCCAGGAAGUUCUCACCACACCCUCCAGCAGGCCAGGUUACCACCAGUCAGUCAAGAACAGUGCAAGAAAAAACUCGCGCAAUCACCUGGUAAAUAUUCGUAAAUAUUAUACAAUUACUACACACAUACUGUUCUAGGUUUGUAUAAAUUCAUAAGCACGUUUUCUUAUUUUUUGUCUUGCCUUAUUGAUUGACAAAGUAACGAGAUUGUAAACAGGGACUGGUUGUACAAAGGGCGGAUAGCUCUACCAAUUACCAACCGGACAAUGAUUUUUUCAACCGUUGAAAAAAAUACUUGAAGAGCUACAAAACUGUGGAUAUGGAAUCCUUUUCCUUCUGAUAAUUUCAGCAAAUAUAGAAUAAAAGUUAUUCCAAAUAAGGAGUGCAUAAUAAUAACACACAAUUUAUAAAAACUGUAUAUUUCGAAUCAAAUUUGAUUCAUCUUCAGCAGUGUUUUGCAUAUCUUGCAAAACACUGCUGAAGAUGAAUCAGAUUUUAUCAGGUUUUUUUUACAGUUUUUAUAAAUUGUAUGUUAUUAUUAUGCACUCCUUAUUCGGAAUAACUUUUACUCUAUGGGUAUGGACCUCGCGAUUAAUAAAAGAAACUUUCCUCUACCCAGUCCUCGUACAACCCGCCCCCAGAUCUUUUCAACCACGAGAGUCUGACAUAAUUAAGCGAACAGUUCGAAGUUAGCUUUUGAGUCAAAAAGACUAAAACCUCGUUUACACUAUCAAAGUUUCUGUGAUCACAGUAGGAAUUUUGCAUAGGUAAAUUUUAAGUUUCGAAAGAUUUGUAAGAAAUGUUUGAGGGAAAUGACUCAAGUGUUUAACACUGAGUCAGUUUCCUCAAACGUUUCUUACAAAUUCUUCAAAACUUAGAAUUUACCGAAGCAAAAUUCCCAUUUUGAUCACAGUCUUAAUUAGUCAUGUAUCAGAAAAGUAACCAUACAUUUCCUCCAUCCAGAUGGCCACAGAUUGUCGAUCACGGGGCAAAUGUUAUGUGCUGGAGUCGAGGACAGCAUCUUGAGUGGUUGUCAUGGUGACAGUGGUGGUCCAUAUGUAUGCCGGGAUAGCAGCGGUCGUUUCGUUCUUCAAGGCGCUGUUUCCUGGGGUUCUACCAGAUGCGCUUCGUCGGAGCGCUACACCGUCUUUGCACGAGUCGCGAAAUUCAGAAAUUGGAUCGAUUCCGAAAUCCGUCGCGCUGGUUAGAUUCAAGAAUUCAAGUUGUGUCAAAUUCUACCAAAAUUGAUCUGUAUUAGAGAUUACGUAGUUGAAACAAUGUUAAAACAAUGAAUAAAGUAUAUCAAACUUAUGUGUACAAUGUUGUUCAGUAUGACAGAAGUUGGAUUCCUAUGUAGACAGCAGUCAAAUGAAAUUCAUUUCCAU